AUGGCGCUGUCUUCACGCUUAAAACUGUGGGAGCAGAAGGGAGGUAUAAAGGAGGAGAAGGCGGCGCCGGUCGUGGCCGAGCCCCCCGCCCCCCUGUCGGCGCUGCCCGGCGGAUUCCUCAAGCAGCUGGUGCGAGACUCGGAGAAGGAGACCAAACAGAAGGAGCCGGAGGCCAAGGAGGAGAAGCCGCCCAACAAGCUGAGUGACGACCUGGUGCAGCAGUUCCUCCUCCCGGAUCAGACUCCUCCCAUCCUCGAGGCGGAGAUGUCCCUCCGGGCCGAGCAGCUCCUCAACGACAGCCGGUCCUCGACCCAGAGGCCCGUCUACUCCCCGGAGACAGGAAACGGGCCGGAGACCAGACAGGAAGUGACACCGAAGACCAGACAGGAAGAAGUGGCACCAAAGACCAGACAGGAAGUGGCACCGGACGUGAAGAUGGAGUGGAGCAAGAAGAAGAAGCAGCAGGAGGAGAAGGAGAGGAAAGAGGAGGGGAUGGAGGAGAGGCAGGAGCCGGAGGGGAGGCAAGCAGACACGAGUGUGACGGAGGUUCGUCUGCCCGCUGUGAGAGAUGUUUGGUAUGAAGCCGGAACUGUGUGGUUCGUCCACAAGGAGGGUUUCACCCUGGCCACUCAGCUGAAGCCGGAUGAAGGAACACCUGAACUCCCAGAAGGCCGAGUGAGAGUCCGCCUGCAGACGGACGGGUCGCUGCACGAUGUGACGGAGUACGAGAUCGAGAAGUGCAACCCGGCGGAGCUGGACCUGUGCGAGGACCUGAGCGACCUGCAGAGCGUCAACGAGUGCGGCGUCCUGCACAACCUGAUCAGUCGAGCCAAAGCCAACAUGCCGCUGACGCAUGCGGGACCCAACCUGGUCAACCUGUGGCCCCCGCUGCAGGCUCACAGCAAGACCCCGAAGUCUCGGCGAGGGGAGUCGGUGUGGGAUGCCCCCCCCGCGCUGUCUGCUCUGGUCAAGCGGGUGUACGUCUCCAUGGUGGGCACCAGGAGGGACCACAGUAUUUGUGCGGUGGGGCGCAGCGGGACCGGCAAGACCACCGCGAGCCAGGCCUUCACACUCGCUCUCCUCCAGCAGGCCGGUGCAACGGGCGGGAAGAUCAGCAGCGAGCGUGUUCAGGCCAUGUUCACCGUCCUGAGGUCCUUCGGCUGCGUGAGCUCGCCUCACAGUGACGCUUCGUCUCGAUUCGCCUCCGUCUUCUCUCUGGACUUUAACCACGCUGGACGGGCCGCCGCCGGACACCUGCAGACGAUGAUGUUGGACAAAUGGAAAGUGUGUCACAAAACUCACGGAGAAAGCAACUUCCUGGUUUUCGCUCAGAUGCUGGCGGGAGUCAGCACAGAGAUGAGGACCGAGCUGCAGCUGCAUCAGCUUCCUGAGUCCAACUCUUUUGGGAUUGUUCCUCCCACCAAGGUUGAGGAGAAACAGCGUGCGUCCGUCGCAUUCGCCAAGCUGCUGGCGGCCAUGGAAACGCUGAGCUUCUCAGCCGGCGAGCAGAAGGCGAUAUGGCACGUUCUGGCUGGUAUUUACCAUCUGGGAGCCGCCGGGGCCUGCAAAGUGGGCAGGAGGCAGUUCGUGAGCUUCGACAGCGCUCAGGUGGCCGGCGGCGUCCUCGGCUGCGACGGAGAAGAUCUUCACACCGCCGUCUUUAAACAUCACCUCAGAGAGCUGCUGCAGAAAGCCACCGGGGGCAGCAGAGGGAGGAGCACCGAGUUGGAGGAGGGUCCCAGACUGACAGCGGCUCAGUGUGUUGAAGGGAUGGCUGCUGGACUCUAUGAAGAGCUCUUCACCUCCAUCGUGUCUCUCAUCAACAGGGCUCUGAGCAGCCCUCAGCUGACGCUGGCCUCGGUGAUGGUGGUGGACGCGCCGGGCCUCAGGAACCCGAGGCACUCGGCGGAGGAGCGCGCCGCCGGCUGGUCCGAGCUCUGCCACAACUACCUGCAGGAGCGCCUGCUGGAGCAGUACCACACACACACCUUCACACACACGCGGGAGCGAUACACACAGGAGAAGAUCCCGGUGGAGGUGGAGAGUCCGGAGAACAGUCCAGCUGAUGUGGUGUCUGCUAUCGACCAGCCGCCUCCACAGGUCCGGGCGACAGAUGGAGACCCCAGAGGUCUGCUGUGGGUUCUGGAUGAGGAGCUGAUGACACCAGCCUCCAGUGAGAACAGCACCCUGGAGAGAGUCUGCCAGUAUUACAGCAACACUGUGCGUCAGUGCGAGCAGCCGCUGCAGUGUGAGGUGAACCACCUGAUGGGCUGCGACCCGGUCCGCUACGACCUGAGCGGGUGGACCGGUCUGAUCCAGAACAACCCGUCAGCUCUGAACGCCACCUGUGUGCUGCAGAGCUCCACCAUAGCGGAGGUGAAGGCCAUGUUCACCCCCAAGAUCUCUCUGCCCCCCCUGUGUCGGGGUCUGGGGGGUCUGGAGGGCGGCAGCCAGCGCUCCCUGCAGAGGAACGGCACCAUCCGGAAAACCUUCAGCGGAGGGAUGGCGGCCGUACGCCGACUCUCGCAGUGCAUCGCAGUGAAACUACAGGCAGACGCCCUGGUGAACCUCACCCGGCGAGCCCGGCCCGUGUUCCUGCAGUGCGUGAGCGCCAAGACGCGCGGCGGAGGGCUCGACGUGGCGGCGCUCAGAGUCCAGCUGCACUCCACUCAGAUCCUGUCGGCUCUGCAGCUCCACCGCACAGGUUAUCCAGAACACAUGACUCUGAGUGACUUCCGGUGUCACUUCCAGGCGUUGUCGCCUCCCAUCAUGAAGCGCUACGCUUCCAUGUUCAUCAGCCACGACGAGCGAAAGGCGGUGGAGGAGCUGCUGGUCGAGUUGGAUCUGGACAGGAAGAGCAUCGCCGUGGGCGCCAGCAGGGUUUUCAUGAAGCGAGGCGUGCUGCGCUACCUGGAGCAGCAGAGGGACCAGCAGGUCACCGGCUGGUUGGUCCAGCUGCAGGCCUCCUGCAUGGCUCAUCUGGCCCGCCAGAAGUACCGCAGACUCAAGGUGCAGCAGAUGGCGGUCAGCUGUCUGCAGAGGAACCUUCGGGCUCUCUGGGUCGUGUCCAAGUGGAGCUGGUGGAAACUUUUCUGCAGAGUUCGUCCUCAGCUCGACGUCAACAUGGACAACGAACGUCUCCGGGAUAAAGAGGAUGAGAUAUCGGCUCUGAGACGACGCCUGGAGAAAUCAGAGAGGGAGAGGAAUGAUCUGAGGCAGACUGCAGACGGCCUGGAGACCAAGGUUACGGCCGUGACCUCUGAGCUCAGCGAUGAGCGUUUCCGUGGCGAUGCGGUGGGUCAGGCUCUGGAUGUGGAGAGGGCCGAGAGGAUCCGGCUCGGCAGGGAGAACAAAGACCUGCAGGCUCGUCUAGACCAGUGUAAAGCCACCAUGGAAGCCCUGGAGAAGCAGCUGGAGGAGGAGAAACAGAAAGCUCAGAUGGCGGAGAGUCAGAGAGGACCGGCCUCAGACGGCGAGCUGGCCGUGCAGCUGGAGGGAUGCCAGACGGAGGUGCAGUUCGUCCGCAGACGCCUGAAGCAGACGGAAGAAAAACUGGAGACGGAGAGACAGAGCCGGCAGCAGCUCGACGCCAAGGUGGCCGCUCUGCAGGCCCAGCUGGAGCAGUCCAGGCGAAGCGUCACGGAGCUGAAGCGUCACUGUCGCCGCGUGACCUCUGACCUCCAGGACGCCCGCGUGCUCGCCGACAGCCUGCAGAGCCGCAUGCACGAUCUGGACCGCAAACAGAGGAGGUUCGACAGCGAGCUGACUCGAGCUCUGGAGCAAGCCGACAGCGAGAGAGAGCAGAAGGACAAAUCCUCCCAGGAGAGCUCGGCUCUGGGAGCUGAAAUCUACGGACUGCGGCGCAACCUGCAGGAGAGCCAGUCAGAGGUGGGCCGUCUGCAGAAGCAGAAGGACGAGCUGUGCGCUCAGAUCCGUGACCUCAGCCUGCCGGUCGACCUUGCCUCUGAUUCGCUGCCCGACCUCAAGAGGCAGCUCCGCCUCCUGGAGGGCGUGGCCGGAGAGAGAGAGCAGGAAGUCGCCGGGUUGACCGGAACGAUCCAGCAGCAGCAGCAGAUCCACAUGCGCUUUGAGAUGGAGAUGGAGAGGAUGAAGCAGAUGCAGCAGAAAGAGUUGGAGGACAAAGAAGAGGAGCUGGAGGACGUUCACAAGUCCUCUCAGAGACGACUGAAGCAGUUGGAGAUGCAGUUGGAGCAGGAGUACGAGGAGAAGCAGAUGGUGAUUCAUGAGAAGCACGACUUGGAAGGACUCAUAGCAACUCUGUGUGACCAGGUCGGCCACAGAGACUUCGACGUGGAGAAGAAGCUGAAGAGAGACCUGAAGAGGACUCACGCCCUGCUGGCCGACGCCCAGCUGCUCCUCUCCACCGUGGACAGCCCGGGGCAGCACCUCCCCACCGGCAGCAGGGAGCAGAUCGAGCGCCUGCACUGCCAGCUGGAGGAGGGCGACGCCAGGCGGCUGGAGGUGGAGAGCCUUCUGGAUACUCUCUCUCAGGAGCUGGAGAACUCUCAGAUUGAGCUGGAAGACAUCUGCAAGCUGAAGAGUGUGGUGGACGAGCAGCUGGCCCUGCUGCAGCGGGAGAAGGUGGACCUGCUGAAGAGGCUGGAGGAGGACCAGGAGGACCUCAACGAGCUCAUGAAGAAGCACAAGGCGCUCAUCGCUCAGUCGUCCAGCGACAUCUCUCAGAUCAGAGAGCUGCAGGCGGAGCUGGAGGAGGUCAAGAAGCAGAGGCAGUCUCUGCAGGAGGAGCUCCAGCAGAGCGUGUCGAGGGUGCAGUUCCUGGAGGCGUCCACCGUGGGGCGCAGCAUUGUCAGCAAACAGGAGGCCCGCGUGUGCGACCUGGAAAACAAGCUGGAGUUUCAGAGGGGGCAAGUCAAGAGGUUUGAGGUGCUGGUGUUGCGUUUGAGGGACAGCGUGGUUCGCCUGGGGGAGGAGCUUGAGCAGAGCGCCCAGGCCGAGGCCCGGGAGAAGGAGAACGCCCGCUACUACCUGCAGCGUCUGCAGGACAUGAGGCUGGAGAUGGAGGAUCUGGUCCAGAGGGAGCAGGACAGCAGCCGCAGGCGCAUGGAACUGGACAUGCAGGUGGAGGAGCUCAACGCCGUCAGACAGGCGUUGCAGGCCGACCUGGAGACGUCCAUCCGCCGCAUCGUGGACCUGCAGGCCGCCCUGGAGGAGGUGGAGUCCAGCGACGAGAGCGACUCUGAAAGCGCUCAAACUGCUGCGGAGUCCUUGACUCGAAAGAAAGAGCUUGACUCGGUGUCCAGCGUUGGCUCCAUCGGGACGGAGGAUGUAGGAGAGGGGAUCCGUCAUUGGCUGGGAGUGCCCAGAGGAGGGUCCCGCGGUGGGGGCUCCUCGUAUGGCAGCAGUACCAUCAGCAGCCAAGGGGGGCGCCAGUCUGCCGCUGACACCACGAGCACCUACAGCUUCCGCUCUUGCGUGGACCCCGAUGGCGAGGGCUCUGAGACCGGCGGGCCGAGUCCCAGAGGUCUCAGUCGAGCCCCGUCCUCCUCCGCUCUGUCCGAGCUGCUGGACGGACUCCGUAAACGGCGAGCUGGCGGCGACGCGGGCGAAGGCGGCGCCGUCUCCCUGCCGGUUUACCAAACGACCGCGGCCUCGACCCUCAGACGGAGAGCCUCGGCCCUCGGGCCCGGCGACCUCCGGGAGCCCCGGCCCGCCCAGGGCAUCCUCAAACCGCCGUCCCCGCUCUUGGCUCGCGCCGCCAGCGCCCGCUCCGUCGGAGACGCUCAGACGGCCGCCGCCAAACUCUCUCGCUUCAACUCGAGCGACUCCCUCUCCUCGGUUCCCUCGCUGCCUCGCCUCUCCUCCUUGACGUCGCCCCCCACCGCUCGCCACCGGCCUCCCUCCCUGUGCAUCCCGGAAGAGGACCCGGACGAACGCCUGCUCUCCCGGACGACCCUCGUGCAGCGCUCCCCGCAGGCACUGAGGCGGUGCAUGCUGGGUAGCCUCGCUGCAGAGGACGGAGGCGAAGGCUCUCUGGGUUCAGAACCCAUGGUCUUCCAAAACCGCCGCCUGAUUGAGGACCGGGACGACGCGGCCUCCGACAUCCUGCCCGCCAUCCGCAGAGCUCAGUCCACCAGCAGCCUGGCCGGCUCCGUGAGAGGCGGCCGGAGGGCGCUGAGCGUCCACUUUGGGGAGCUGCCUCCGAGCCGCGGCGGCAGGAAGAGCUCCGAGACCGAGUCCUCCAGCUCCGGUGGUUCUGGGGGGAGUUCCCAGGGAGGCGGGUCCAGACGCAGGUUGGAGAGGCCGCGGGGAGAAAGACUGGAGGCCGAGGGCAGCGAGGCGGAUGACGUGGCUUCAGUCAUGAAGAGAUACCUGAAGAAGGAGACCGACUGAGAACGGAUGAGCAUCGCUGUGUCCUGCUGCGAGCUUCAGACUGAAGGAGCUGCAAAGAAAACACUUCUCAAAAAGGAACUUUUUAUUU
Cyclopterus lumpus (lumpfish) is the source of this 6460-nucleotide messenger RNA. RefSeq names its product unconventional myosin-XVIIIb-like. Gene Ontology annotation, cellular component: myosin complex. The record is from RefSeq and is a predicted model, not a curated record. The coding region runs from base 1 to 6372 and encodes 2123 amino acids. NCBI's taxonomy places the organism in Eukaryota, Metazoa, Chordata, Actinopteri, Perciformes, Cyclopteridae. The transcript is spliced from 44 exons. Gene Ontology annotation, molecular function: cytoskeletal motor activity; ATP binding; protein binding.